AUGGAAAAGAAACCUAGAGGACCCCUUUUUGAUCUUUAUUAUUUUUUAUCAUCGUCAUCUUUGUCUUCGAUGCUCCUCCUGGUUCUUUUCUACAUCUUCGUAGCCGUCCCCACCGCCCCGGUCAAUGCAGCCACCUCCUCCGCCCCUCCCACCCCCACCACCUUCACCCCACAAGACAAGUACUUCAUCGACUGCGGCGCCACUUCCCAAACCACCCUCCCGGACGGCAGAGUCUUCUCAUCUGACAACAAUUCCACCCAGUACUUAAAAUCAAAAAGCCGUGACAUCCAAGUUUCGACACCCAAAGCAGAUGUCCCUCUUCCCAUCUACCUCACAGCCAAAGUGUUCGUCUCCGAGGCCACUUACACCUUUCACAUGGCUAGACCGGGUUAUCAUUGGGUUCGUCUCUAUUUCUACCCCGUCAGCAACAAAGAGUUCAAUCUCCAAACCGCAAAGUUCAGUGUCAACACGGACACAUUGGUUCUGCUCCAUGAGUUCAGUCUCAGCAAUGCCAACAAUUGGGUUCUCAAAGAGUACUUGGUCAAUGUCACCACUGAGCGUUUUUCCAUCAAAUUUGUCCCUGACAAGGGCUCCUCCGCCUUCAUCAAUGCCAUCGAGGUGGUCUCCGCCCCAGACAUUCUCAUUCCUGACACCGGCUCCAGCCUCUCCCCUGUCGCCCAAAUCAAUGGACUGGCUGCAAAUUCAUAUCAAACAGUUUACAGGCUCAACAUGGGAGGGCCUGAAAUCACCUCUGACAAUGACACCCUUGGUCGAACAUGGGCCACAGAUGAGCAAUACUUGAAGGACAAGGAAAUAGCUAAGAGUGUCUCUGUUGCUCCUAGUGUCAUCAAGUAUCCACAAGCAGGGUCUCCAUUGAUUGCGCCGCCUUCAGUGUAUGCCUCUGCGCAGCAGAUGGGUGAUGCAAAAGUGGGUAGUCCUAAUUUCAAUGUAACAUGGAACCUUAAUGUUGAUACUGCAUACGGGUACCUUGUAAGACUUCAUUUUUGUGACAUAGUGAGCAAAUCUCUAAAUGACCUCUACUUCAAUGUGUACAUCAAUGGUAAAACGGCCAUUUCUGGAUUGGACUUGUCCAGCGUGACAGAAGGCGGUUUGGCAACGCCUUACUACAAAGACAUUAUUGUGAAUGGUUCAGUGAUUUCUAGUCCUCUUAGCAUUCAGAUUGGUCCGAUGAACCAAGACACCGGUACAAAGAAUGCCAUUAUAAAUGGUCUAGAGGUCUUGAAAAUGAACAAUUCAGUGAAUAGUUUGGAUGGAGAGUUUGGUGUUGAUGGCAAGAGUGCUACCAAUGCCUCCAAAGGCACGGUGGCUGCAGUUGGAUUCGCGAUGAUGUUUGGAGCGCUUGUGGGAUUGGGAGCAAUGGCAGUCAAGUGGCAGAAGAGGCCUCGUGAUUGGCAGAAGAGCAAGAGCUUCUCCUCAUGGUUACUCCCACUUCAUGCCGGAGACUCAAGCUACAUGUCACGCAAGAAUUCUUCUCGGAAGACCAAUUUCUACUCAUCCACAAUGGGAUUAGGCCGGUACUUCUCUUUUGCGGAGUUGCAGGACGCAACCAAUGAUUGGGAUCCAAAUGCAGUGAUUGGUGUUGGUGGUUUUGGCAAUGUCUAUAUUGGUGAGAUUGAUGAUGGGAGUCAAGUUGCCAUCAAGCGAGGCAACCCACAAUCCGAACAAGGUAUCAAUGAGUUCCAGACAGAGAUUCAGAUGUUAUCAAAGCUUAGACAUCGACAUUUGGUGUCACUUAUAGGCUAUUGUGAUGAGAACUCUGAAAUGAUCUUGGUGUAUGAGUACAUGUCCAAUGGACCUCUCAGGGACCAUCUCUAUGGUAAAGACUUGACUUUGACAUGGAAGCAAAGGCUAGAAAUCUGUAUUGGUGCUGCUCGAGGGCUUCAUUACCUCCACACUGGGGCAACUCAAGGCAUUAUCCACCGUGAUGUCAAGACCACUAACAUUUUGCUGGAUGAUCAAUUCAUUGCCAAGAUGGCUGACUUCGGGCUGUCCAAGGACGCGCCUACAACUGAGCAAACUCAUGUGAGCACAGCGGUGAAGGGAAGUUUCGGGUACCUUGACCCCGAAUACUUCAGGAAGCAGCAGCUGACAGACAAGUCAGAUGUGUACUCAUUCGGAGUGGUACUAUUAGAGGUGUUGUGUGCAAGGCCUCCUAUCAACCCAGGGCUGCCAAGAGAUCAAGUGAACUUGGCAGAGUGGGCAAUGCUGAAUAAGCGAAGAGGCACGCUCGAAAAGAUCAUGGAUCCUCUUCUUGUCAAUGUCAUUAACCCCGAAUCCAUGAAGAAGUUCACGGAGGCUGCAGAGAAGUGUUUGGCUGAGUAUGGCGUGGACAGGCCUACGAUGGGCGAUGUCUUGUGGAACUUGGAGUAUGCUUUGCAGCUGCAAGAGGCUUCCUCACAAGGAAAGGCCGAGGAGGAAAAUAAAGGAUUAGGUGCCACAACCUCCCCUGGGUCACCUGCUACUGUUGCUCCUGCUCCUGCUGCUGCCUCCGAUAAUAGGCCAAUUUCUUCACCAGAAGCGAAUAGAAACCCUGCUGAAGUUCCCAUUGAUGCGCAUUCUGGUACUGCAAUGUUCCAACAAUUCGGCUCACUCAAUGGUAGAUAAAUUUCACCGUUUCCUUACUGACUAAAUCGGUGAUGAUAUAUAUAUUAUGUGAAGUUUCUUGUGGGGUUAUAGAUUUUGAAUGAGUGAGAAGUAGUUAGCAGGCAUCUCUUGAAUGUUAACACACUUACUACACAACUUCUUCAAUGCUGCAUGGUAUGCACUACUCUGUAUCAUCCUUGACUCUUUUUCCUCUCUCAUGGUGUUGAUCUAUUCUUUAAGGUGUGAUUUAUAUAUGGGUGUGAAUGUAUAUGCAACACUACCUUCAAUCCUAUAUAAUAUUUAUAUAUAUGACACUGUAAUAAAUAAUAAUAGUGUUGUGGCUUUGUUUCUCACUAGAUUGUAGAAUUCUCCUUUUGGGAUUGAGUCAGAACCAUGUACAAAUUUACUAGGGAGCU
This is a messenger RNA of Cornus florida, 3020 nucleotides long. RefSeq names its product probable receptor-like protein kinase At2g21480. Gene Ontology annotation, cellular component: plasmodesma; plasma membrane. Gene Ontology annotation, molecular function: transmembrane receptor protein tyrosine kinase activity; ATP binding. Gene Ontology annotation, biological process: protein autophosphorylation. The record is from RefSeq and is a predicted model, not a curated record. The transcript has a single exon. Lineage: Eukaryota; Viridiplantae; Streptophyta; Magnoliopsida; Cornales; Cornaceae. The coding region runs from base 1 to 2625 and encodes 874 amino acids.